Messenger RNA from Austrofundulus limnaeus, 3731 nucleotides. RefSeq names its product C-reactive protein 1 (gene crp1). Lineage: Eukaryota; Metazoa; Chordata; Actinopteri; Cyprinodontiformes; Rivulidae. The record is from RefSeq and is a predicted model, not a curated record. The transcript is spliced from 3 exons. Bases 939 to 1637 code for a protein of 232 amino acids.
AUUUUAAGACAUCAAACAAAACUAAGCUAAAAAAGGCCCAAUUCUGAUUUUCAAGAAAUAUAAAGAGAACCAAAAUAAAAAUAACUGAGCUGUCACUGGCUCAUUGUGAUCACCAUGGUAACCACACACUUGUGUCUGUCACUCCCUGACUGCCAAGGUGCAGAAAAUAAAGCUCAAACAAGCAGUCACUGCUGGAGAACUAGAAGUCUGAUCUUAAAAAAUGAUUUAAAAUGUGAGCAGCAGAAGACUGAUUGAAUGAAGGAUUGAGUGAAUUUGUUUCCACAAUUUUUUUUUAUGUAGGACAUGACAAGUUAAAACACACUUUCAGAUAAAAAAAAAAUAACAUAAUCUAAGAAUAAAAGUAAGGGAAUUUGUGUUUUAUAGAUUAUUUCUUUGUUGUAAUAACGUUUCUCGACAAAUAUGGUUGGGCAGCUUGUUAAUUUCCCUUUUAAAUGGGGCCACAUUUGCAAGGAACGUGCAUUUGUGGGAUGAGCAGUAGAGUAUGUGGGUUGCACAGAUUUUGCCAAAUCUUUGCCAAGCAGCUUUUUUUUUGUCGUUGUUAUUGGUACUUGUUUCAUGCUUCUGGUACCUUCAGGUGCCCGCUAUAAGAUUUAUUGCCAAGAAGCAUUGUUAGAACAAAUCUAACAAACAAAAAUUUCCUUACUUUUUGUGCUAAGUAUAAAAGUAUAAAAUACCUUUUUCCUACGUUCUUUUCAAAAUAGUUUGAUUUCAGUGCGACUUUUAUUCCCUCUGCUGUAAACACUGAAACGGGGUAGUGGUGGUGGUCCUGAGUCACAUGGACUGACUUGCUCAGACCUCACACACCGAGCCUUUUGUCAGAGCCUGGAUCCAAGAGGUGACAUCAGGGUCUGUGCUUGGAGGGAAGAGGACUGAACCCAAGUGGUUCUGAUUUAUCCACAAAGGAGCAACGAAACAACAUGAAAAUGAGGGUCAAAGCUGCGAUGAUCCCUGUGGUUCUUCUCAGUGCAGCUGUCUGGUCUUUGACUCAUUCUACAGCCACACAAGUGGGCCUGCGCAACAAAGUGCUGGUCUUCCCCUUYGAGACGGACUUCAGCUACGUGGCCCUGGUCCCUCAGAAGGACAUGGCUCUCCAGGCCUUCACUCUCUGCCUGCGUGUGGCCACCGAGCUGCCAGAGGAACGGCAGAUCAUCCUGUUCGCCUACCGCACGUCCGACUACGACGAGCUGAACGUGUGGCGCGAGAAAGACGGUCGYGUCUCCUUCUACAUGAGCGGCGACGGCACCUUCUACCACCUGCCCCCCCUCAGCACCUUCCGCACCAGCCUCUGCCUCACCUGGGAGUCUCGUACCGGCCUUGCUGCUUUUUGGGUAGAGGGAAAACGGAGCACCUACCAGGUGUACAAGCCGGGUCACAGCAUCCGCCCCAAAGGCACCGUCCUCCUGGGGCAAGACCCAGACAAGCACCUGGGGGGCCUGGAGGCCACGCAGAGCUUCGUGGGAGAGCUGACCGACCUGAACAUGUGGGACUUUGUGCUUUCUAGGAGCCUGAUCCAGGCCUGGCAUUAUGGACACAAGAUUCCAAAGGGGAACAUCUUCGACUGGGCCACCAUAAAGUAUGAGCUGAGUGGGAAUGUGAUGGUGGUCGAUGAUGACUGACGUGACGUGAAGUCCAGCGCAGACAGAGGUCAGGCUGUAGAGGUGAGUGUUGGACUGAUACUCGUGUUCUCCUCUUUUAGAUUCAUAGUCGUGGGAACCUGUUUCAGCUGGGGGGUGAUGUGAGCACACGUUUGUGAUGGAAAUAUCCACCUUAUUUACACGGAUGUAAACAUGGGUCCAAACAUCCAUUUUUUUUGUGCAACACUUCCGUUUCACUGCUUCCAUGGGUUAACUAAUAGCAGCUUAACUAAAUUGGUGAACUAUGUUGUGGAAACUUUCCCAAAGAUCGCUGAACAAUCGAAAUGUGAAGUCAGUGCCAGACCCUCAAAMUAUUCUCCAGUUUGAAGUUGAUAUGGAAAAAAUGGCCUCSUGUAACRUAUAAGAACAUUUUUAACUAUUGUGUUGGUGCAGAUGGGUCUACAAUGUGCAAUCACAAAAUUACAGAKGCUUAUCAGUACCUCCACAGUAGAAUAUAGCAGUAUUGAUGACCUGSCAUAAAGGCUAAUGUCCAACCAAGUCAAUGCAAGUCUAAUGUUCAUUCUGCAUGGACCCGCUUUACAUCAACCGUCACUACUGAGACGGCCAGGUGCUCCUGUGUCGCGGGUCAGGGGAAGUCYUGCAGUCACGCAGCAGUGAUCUUAUGGAAUGUAGGCUAAUGAAUUUUCUGUUCAGCUCCAUAACAUACUGGAAGUCUUGCACAAAAAAACAACAAUUGACUGUGUCUGUAUCCCCGUGAAAAAAAAGGUGGAUAGAUCAGAUUGGUAAACUUCAUAUCAAAAUACAUUUGGAGUUGAAAAUACACGAGGCACUGAUAAAAACAGUUUUGGUUUAAACUAAGUUUGGAUGUGCACUUUCUCUGGCAUCCACUAAGGGGUGCUAUAGCACCCUCAGCACCCCCACUUCCCAUGGCCUUGCAUCAAACAGAAUCUGUUAGAAGUUAGAAGUUAGAAGAGAUGAAAGCAGCCUAUCCUGGCUGAAUAUACUUUAUUUCUUUUUUUAUUUUUUGGUCUGCAACAAAACACUUGAAACAAAAGUCACGACUUCUCACUGUUUGAGUCACCCAGACCUUCAGCUAAACAGGUAGCAGUGUUUAUUGUUCUCUUCUCUGCUUUUAAUUUUGUGUCUCAAAGCUUUAACUGUCAGAUUGUGUUUGUAAAAGUUUGAAAACAUUUUUGUCAGAAUUAAAAGUUGAGCUAAUGGUUUAAUUAGACGUGUUGUAUUAACAAAUGAAAUAAAUGGUGUUUUUUGUUUGAUUCAUUUGAUCCAUACAUGAGGUUUAGGUUUUUGUACUCCCACAAAGCACAAGUAAAAAAUUUUCGAACAAGAACUUAAAGGGUAAUACUACUUACUAUUGUAAAAAAAUAACAUUUACAAGCCAUAAAAAUCACAUAAUUGAGCGGAUCUAAGAACUUUAUCAGUCAGUUUUGCCACAUUUGUUAUCUUGACUUGUAAAAUAACCAAAAAUAAGAAGUAUAUUUUACAUAAAAUAUUUUACAAUUUAUUUCUUUUGGAGUUCUAGGUGAAUAUAAGUGAAUAUUAAUAGUUUAAAUGUCAGAUAGAACCACAGAGGGGCACUCUUUACUUGACUAUAAACAGCCAAGCUGAACUGCAUUCACAAAUGUGAUUUGACACGAAGAACUCCUUAAAGGUGAAGAAUACAUUUUAUUAGGAUUAUGUCUGAUUUUAUUUUAAUCUGUAAUUAUUUGCCCACUGUACAAAUAAAGAAUAAAAAUACGAAGUAAUUUAUUACUAUUCAUUAAUUUAUAUUUUAGUUGUUAACAGCCAUGAGGAAGCUUGUAAUUAAAAUAAGGAGUAACAACAAAGCCACUAAAUUUAAACGUUUAUUACAUAUAAAAUUAACCAUAAUAAAUUAAUAUCUGGAUAUAAUUGUCAGAAUUAAAAGAACGUGGAAACAGCAAAGAGGAACAUCACAUUUUUAAAGURCUGUGAGUGUGAAGGCAACGCUCCUGUUCAAACCUUUUGGUAAACACUCAUUCAUGUCUGAACUGAUGUAAGAGAGCUUCUGGAUUUGAAAUAAAAUCUCACCAUGUGCCUCUAAUACAGUUUGUUAUUAAAGAGAUUUUCAGACCUUUA